Daldinia loculata is the source of this 1206-nucleotide messenger RNA. RefSeq lists its product as uncharacterized. The record is from RefSeq and is a predicted model, not a curated record. The transcript has 2 exons. Lineage: Eukaryota; Fungi; Ascomycota; Sordariomycetes; Xylariales; Hypoxylaceae. The coding region runs from base 1 to 1206 and encodes 401 amino acids.
AUGACGGACCUCCCGGGAUCUGAUCGAACUCUUCUUGAGAGGCUAAAUGCCCUUAAGCCUAGCACUGUCAAUCUGAGCCCGUCAUCAAAGUCAAUUGCAGCAUCUACUAUAGAGUCAGCUAAGCCUUUAUCCAAAGAAGAUGCUCUCACAGAAAGGCUAAAGAGUCUUCGAAACCAAAAUGAUAGUAACAUCCAUACCAUUUCCGGCUCAGGGAUAAGUCGUAGAGACGACGGGACUAUCACUUCGCCAUCUUCAAAUCCACCACCACAGCCACCUCCUAAUCCCGAAAGUUCGGGCACGGGCGUAGACGCAACACAAACUUCAUCUACAGAAGAUGCGAACGAAGAUGAAGAUCCACUAUUCUACACUGACGACCAGACGCUCGAAGAGCUUCUUGCAGACCUCGAAUCCGACCAGCAAUGGCUCGAAGAGGUACUAGCUGAAGACGAGCAUCGCAAGGUAACCGCACUUCUCGAGGAACUUGGGGAUGCUACCAAAACCAGCCAAGAUCCAGAAAAGGGUCCGGAGACUAAGAAAUCUCGUAUCGAGAACGAAGGUGAAGACAGUAGCGACGAUGACUCCGAGGGUGAACGGAUGACUCGUGAAGCCGACGAUAUUCUCGCCCAAACAGCUGACGAGGUAGAAUACGAUCAGGCCAAUGAGUCUCCAUCUCAGCCUGGUUCUUCACCCACUUCACCAAGCCACACCGCAAAACCAGGUACCGAAGGCGGUAAGGCAGCAAAUGAAAGUACACAAGCACAAGGGUUCGAUGAAAGCGACCCCUUUAACUUACCUACGGUUCCGUCAGAUCUCCAGGACCAACACCAACCAGAUCAUCCCGAAGCGUCGCAGAACGACACCGACUUUGCAGCAUCCAUCACGUCUCGCAUGGCUGCGCUCAACGUUGAUACACCUGUUGGUCCGGAUCUGCCUUCAGUACCAGCAGACAUCGAUUCUUUAGGCCUCCCUUCGGCGCCUACCUUCGCACCGGCUGAUCGACCUGCCCCGGGGCUCAUCAAGCGGUUUGGUUUCACAGACGAGGACCAGAAGACGUGGUGCGUCGUAUGUUUAGAGGACGGCGCCAUUCGCUGUCUAGACUGCGACGGCGACGUCUACUGCGCGAGGUGUUGGAAGGAGAUGCAUGUUGGUCCUAGCGCCGGGUAUGAUGAGCGCGGACACCGCUGGGAGAAGUAUGUCAGACGCUGA